ACAACUCAGAUAUAAACGAAACCGCGUGUGAUUUUGUUGUAAUCAAAGGUUCUCUCCUCAUUUAUUUUCAUGUGAAAUCUACAGUGAAACGUUAUAUAAUAACUGUUAAAAACAGAAGGCACCAUGGCUUGUCCAAAAUUAGAUAAUAUCAUAGACAAAUUCAAUGUUUUCACAGAAAAACCAGCCAAGUUUUUAACUGUGCAAAGUGAACUUAAAGAUGAUAUUCAGAACUUGGUUAAAUCUCUUUAUGACUAUACAAAAUCGCAGGAAACUGUUGAUAAGAAGGUGAAGAAGGCUGCGUUACCCAAGUUGAUCGUGGAGGACUUUGAUGAGGAGCAGAUUUGGCAGCAAAUUGAACUCCAAAACUCUGAGUGUUGGGAUCAACUCGUGUGGGAAGUUGCUAACUGUAUGUCCACUAAAACUAACUUAGAAUUCCCUGUUAAGACUUCUGAAGAUAAACCUAAAGAUAAUAAAGAUGUAGAUAGUGAAGAAUCCAUGUCAGAAGGUGAGGAAUCUGAUUUAGGGAAUCAGGAUGAUGAAAAUGAAAAUAUCAAAGAGAAACCUAAGAAAAAGAAGCCAUUGUUACCAAAAUCUAAAGCCAAACCCUCGAUAGUAGAUGAUAACUUCUUCAAGCUGCAGGAUAUGGAGAAAUUCUUGCUCAGCGAAGAGAAGAAUGAAGGGAAAGCGAAAGGUUCUGACAGUGAAGAUGAUGCUAUUGAUAUGUUCGAAGAUAUUGAUGAUGAGGAUGGAUCUGAUGGUGAAGAAGGAGGCAAGGAAGCCAUGUACUCUGACUUCUUUAACCAGGAAGGUGAGGAAAAUGAUGACAGUCAAAUAAAUGGUGAUAAAAUGGAUGAUGAGGAUGAUGAUGGUGAAGAAAUGGAUGAUAUAGAGGAAGGUGAUGAAAGUGAACAGGAAACUCAAGUAACAUCAAGGAAAGAUGAUAAGAAAAAAGUCAGAUUUGCUCUCGAAGCCUCUUCAGAUGAUGAUGAUGAUGAUGAUGAGUCAAUGGACAGUGAUGUACCAAACAACAAUAUACAAAAACUGCCAGGUGAAAAGCAAUCAGAAUUUGAACUACGACAGCAACGCUUGAAGCAACAAAUAGAAAAAUUGGAGCAGAAAACGCUCUCUGAAGCACCUUGGCAGUUAAAGGGAGAAGUAGAUGCUACGCGGCGUCCACAAAACUCACUCCUCGAAGAAGUUGUAGACUUUGACCUUACCAGUAGACCUCCGCCCAUCAUCACCGAACAAACUACGGUCACACUAGAAGAACUAAUAAGACGCAGAAUCAAAGACAAAGCUUGGGAUGACGUUGUAAAGAAGGAGAAACCAGUUGAUGAUCAACUGUCAUUCCGUAAAACGGAAGUACUGGAUCAUGCUAAAAGCAAGUUAAGCUUAGCUCAGGUUUAUGAAGCUGAGUAUUUAAAACAGAAGCAAGCACAAUCAGGUGAGGUACAAGAAGAGAAAGAACCGGAAAGUCAUACGGAGAUCAGAGACGCAAUGAGCAAGUUGUUUGCUAAAUUAGAUGCGUUAUGCCAUUAUCAUUACACACCGAAAGCACCACAAGCCGAAGUCAAGAUUGUCAGCAACACUCCAGCUAUUUCAAUGGAAGAAGUUGCCCCAGUUGCUACCAGUGAUGCGGCCUUACUCGCUCCAGAAGAGGUUAAGAAGAAACGUAGAGGAGAACUAAUGAGUAAAGAGGAAAGGACUACGACGGAUAAGAAUAGAGAAAGAAGGAAAAAGAAGAAGCAUCAACGGCAGAAGGGUAAAGUAGAGAAGGUUACGGAACACAGGAAUACGGAGAAGGGUGCAGUGUCAGAUGAUAAGUCUCUGAAAACGUCUAAGGCAUUCUUCCAGCAGUUGACAGAUGAUUCUAGAAGUAUGAUUAAGAAGCGUAAUGUUAAGAAUAAAGGACAAUAAAAAUAAAUGUUUGUUGUGUU
This is a messenger RNA of Helicoverpa zea (corn earworm), 1937 nucleotides long. RefSeq names its product U3 small nucleolar ribonucleoprotein protein MPP10. Gene Ontology annotation, cellular component: small-subunit processome; sno(s)RNA-containing ribonucleoprotein complex; nucleus. Bases 124 to 1917 code for a protein of 597 amino acids. NCBI's taxonomy places the organism in Eukaryota, Metazoa, Arthropoda, Insecta, Lepidoptera, Noctuidae. The transcript has a single exon. The record is from RefSeq and is a predicted model, not a curated record. Gene Ontology annotation, biological process: rRNA processing.